UAUAAAAGCGAGUGCCUCUGUUCAGUCUGUUGGAAUUGAUCAGAAGCUGUUGAAGUCGUUGGAGGUAAAAGUACAACAUUUUUUCAAGUGACACUUUCCAGGUAAUAAUUAUGAAUGUGAGCUUUCAUAGAUAUAAUUUUCCGCUGUAAUAUCAGGCUAGACAAAUUCAUGCAACAAUUAUGACUUGUACUAAAGUCUGGUUUUCCAUUUUGUUGCAACAGUGACCAAGGUAUAUAAAGAUAGCCGUUGUGAUAGAGUGUUGAUUAAUCUGUAGAAACUGUAGUAAAGUAGAACCGCUUACUCGAACUAAAUCCAAUUUCCCCUUGAUUUGACACAAUUUUUAUAGGUCGUGUACUGUUAAACACCAUGAUGGAGACUGUUUAUUUCUUAGGUAUAACAAUAGUACAAACUUUGUAAGUUCUUUAUAGUGCACAGUGCUCACAAUUGUGACGAAUGAUAAAACGACUAUACCUUAUACGAAAUCCAAUAUUACAUAAUGAACUAAAUCCAACACCGAGCCCGUUAACUCAACCCCGCUAACUCGAGCAAUUUUUUUCUUUCCUUCCCUGCAGCUUCGCGAUUCCGGUGCAAUGCUUUAACCAACUGAGCUAUAGACUCUCUCAUUUACUCGUUUAGUAUAAAUUUCCAGGUUCCUGACGGCUCUAACUAUUUAUUUUCGCUUUUUCGUACAGAUCAGUCUAUAUUGAAGAUGAAAUUUCUUUUUGCAGUUUUUAUAAUUUCAACUUUUGUUUUCUCAGGUAAGAACUGUUUACCAGUUGAAGACUUGUGCAUAUAUAUAAUAAAAAUAUAGUUUCUACAGUUUUCUAUUAAUUAAUGUGGACUAACCCGAACAUCGCCGGAUAGGUUGAGUAGCUGGGCAGCUUGGUUAACACACAGCACACAAAACCCAAGAUUAAUUGCAGAGUAUUUCAGCGCCAUUGGUCAAGGCUUGUUCACGACAGCCACGGGCAAAUAUAGUGGAAACUAGACAUUAAGAAAUAUAAAAGACAAUUUUAAACAAAAAAUUCUUGAAACGUAUUUUAUUCAGGGUGUUCUCAGGAAUUCAAAGGUAAAAGGCUGCCCAAUAAUAUAUGUACCACUUGAAGUGGAACUGAAAAUGUAUGCUUUGAGUCUAUAUCUUAAUUAGUACUGUAUUGCGUUCAACUGACAUAUGGAAAUUCAUCAUUGAACCAACUACUAAACGUUUCUGGCGUGUUAUAAGUUGAAAAAGAAUGCUCAAUGAAGAUGCUUUAUAUUAAUAUGUAAAAUAAUAUGAUUCUGUCAUUUGGAAGAUGUUUUAAAAAGGAAUAAGGACAAAUCGUUUCUCCUAUCCUACAUUUCGUCCAGUAGCAACGGCUAAUUGGGUUGCAUUACUACUGAAUAUACUUUUUAAUGUAACUGAUUAAUGUAUUCUGUUUCACCUUAGGUCAUGCUGCGUCUUAUUGGACUGGCUGGCUGGACCGAGAUAAUCCUUCAGUCACUGGGGACUGGGAAACGUACAGAGCUUUUGUGUUUUCUGAUAAAAAAGUAAGUCCAUUUGACGUUGAGAUCAGAACAUAUAUUUUAACAUUGACCAUCCACGAUUGAAAUACAUUGAAUAUUCCUAACAAUUUUCCUGCUCUUACUAUCCAACUCCACAUCCCAUAAACCUAAUCAUUAUCUUUAUUUGACCUUUAAUCCUAAUCUUAAUCCCAAUCUUUAUCUUAAUACAUAUCCCUAAUCCAUAUCCUUAUCUUAACCCCAUAUCGUUAAUCUUAACCCCAUACCCUUAAUCGUAACUCUAUAUCCCCAAUCUUAACAUAUUUCCUUAAUCUUAUCUGAACUCUAUAUCCCUAAUCUCUUCUUAACCCUAUUUCCUUAAUCUUAUCUUAACCCUAUUUCCUUAAUCUUAUCUCAACCCUAUUUCCUUAAUCUUAUCUUAACCCUAUUUCCUUAAUCUUAUCUUAACCCUAUUUCCUUAAUCUUAUCUUAAUCCUAUUUCCUUAAUCUUAUCUUAACCCUAUUUCCUUAAUCUUAUCUUAAUCCUAUUUCCUUAAUCUUAUCUUAACUCUAUUUCCUUAAUCUUUUCUUAAUCCUAUUUCCUUAAUCUUAUCUUAACCCUAUUUCCUUAAUCUUAUCUUAACCCUAUUUCCUUAAUCUUAUCUUAACCCUAUUUCCUUAAUCUUA
This is a messenger RNA of Paramuricea clavata, 2166 nucleotides long. The record is from the annotation of a GenBank genome assembly. Lineage: Eukaryota; Metazoa; Cnidaria; Anthozoa; Malacalcyonacea; Plexauridae.